AUGGCUGCGACUUCGAGCAGACCUCCGAAGAAGAAAGGCGAUGCAGCGACUUCCACAGGGAGCACAGCACAAAACCUUUCGGAGAAGACUCGAGUUCGCCUGGUGGGCCUGGAAGCCUUUGUGGAGCUCAAUGACCAGCUGGGAACACUGCUUUCCUUCGAUGGCUCACGCGGUCGAUGGCAGGUGCGGCUGGACUCUGGGCAGGUGAAGAAUGUGCGGGUGAACAAUCUGGUGAACAUCGCCCCGAUUGCUUCAGAGGAUGGGAAGCCAGCCAAGGGCCUCAAGGCCCAGACUCUGGCGCCAGAGGAUGGGAAGCCAGCCAGGGGCCUCAAGCGAGCUUUCGGGGAGGCGCCCUCCCUGAAACCCCAGGCCACCCCCUUGCGAUUGCGAUCGAAAAGCAAGGCCAAGGUUCCCGAAGCUGCGCCGAAAGCUCUGGUGCAAAGGCCGACCAUCCCAAGACCGAACCGGCCGGCAGAGGGCCCAGCUGAUGAAGGGGGGCGAAGUGCAGCGAAGAAGCCCAAGGUGGCUCGUGAUGCCGCAACUCCAGCAGCUCUAGCAGGUAAGAAGCAAGAAGAGCAAGAAGAGGACGAGGAUGCACCGCUCUUCUCCGACGUCGAGGAGUUGGAGGGCGAAGAGGAGGUGUCAGAGACCUCCGAUGAAGACGUCGAUGAGGAGGAUGACGAAGAGUUUGAUUGGGAGCCGGUCGGCGCUUUGGAAAUGCCCAAGGUCUGGCCCCGGGAGGGCCCGAAGCCUGGCCAGGAGGGCUUUACGCAGCAAGCAUCCCGCUGCCUUGCUCAAGCGCGCCUGGGCACUCAAAGAAGCCCUUUUGCUGGCCUGGGAAUGCGGCUUCACCAGGAGUCCGCCUCCUUCCUCUUGCACCCAGACAGUCCCGUGGAGAGACUCCUCGUGGACCACGCCACUGGAACUGGCAAGACUCUGAUCAUGCUCCGUAUGCUGGACAACUACUUCGAUGACCCACGCCCGAAGGUCGCCAUCUUCCCGAAGCAUGCCGUUUGCGACAACUUCUACCAGGAGCUGCUGAAGUGGCCGACGCGAUGGCGCCAUUUCUUCUGCUUCCUGAAGCCGGCGGAGGCAUCGCUGGCCAGCGGGGCCAAAGACUGGCGCCGCAAGAAGUUCGACGUUUGGGAUAUCAACAACGACAAGUCUCGUGCAGAGGCCAAGACGCGAGGUGUGCGCCUGGAGAAAAUCAUCCGGGAGCUCACCGACAGUAUUCAGGAGGCAUUGGAGAUGAGGCAUGCCAUUCGUGGGGGCAAGGUGACCUCCAAGUUCGCUCGAGGCUUCCUCGAGGAGCACCCCGAUGCGCCGAUGCCCAAAGCGCCGCUGC
Molecule: messenger RNA, 1345 nt
Organism: Symbiodinium sp. CCMP2456
Lineage: Eukaryota; Dinophyceae; Suessiales; Symbiodiniaceae
Source: the annotation of a GenBank genome assembly